UUUUAACUGGGAGUUAACCAAAUUGUGGUGAUUACGAAGUAUGUGAUAACAAAAACAAUAGAGAUAAGACCGUAUUUGUGAAUGGAAAAUUGUAAAAUGUAAAUAAAAUUUAAAUUGUAAUUUGUAACUCAUGUCCUAAUGAAAAUAUUUGAAUUGUUUAUUUCGUUUUAGAAAUGUAAAACGUUUGCUUUUAGUAUUCAGUUUAUAUCGAGUUUAUUACUUAAUUAUAAAUGUUUAAUACAGCUUAUUGUGACUAAUAAUUAACCUUUAACAUUGUUCUUUUUUUUAUUGACAACCAAUUUCAAUAUGUUGUCAUCAAGUGGACUACAGCCAUCCAAUCAUACAUUGAGGCUUGUGGAUAGAGAUCGGUUAGUGGCCCAACGUGUAAGAGUUAUACCUGACGAGAAGCUAAUAUGUAAGACAACAGAAACAGCCAAGCCUCAACAAAAUUUGUUGAAUAAUAUUUUUGAUUUGUCAACUGAUUUUGAUAGUAUUCAAAAUUCAAAUAGCGUUGAUCUACUUGACUUGGGUAAUAGUCAAAUGUCAACAUUCUUUCGCGAUAUUUCAGAAAAUCAAAAAACAUUGUACAAAGAAGAAAAAAAAACGGCCUCCACUAACUAUAAAACUAUAAAUGGAUUAGGAUUUUACUAUUGUGAUUCAUGUCUAUUUCUUUGUUUAAAUGUCAAAAUUAUUUUGGAUCAUAAUGAAAAAAAUCAUCUCUUCCAUAAUAAUUCUCUUAAAUCUCCACAGAGAAUAAAAUGUAUUGGAUGUGAUAAUAUAUUUUAUUCAGUAAAUGUUCUUCGAUGCCAUUUGAUUGAAGACCAUGCUGUCGUUUCUAAUGAAGUUGAUGGAUUAGUUCAACUUGUAAUUGAAGCUAAUAAUGAAGACAUUUUAUACAACAACGAUAAUGAUGAAAUAUCUCAAACUAAAAACAAUAAUUCAGCAGAUUUUAAUGAUACAAUACUGGAUACUUCUGAGUUUGGUCAUAAAUCACAUUUCAUUGACACACAAAUCCCAGGAGAAAUUAAUUCUACUGAAAAUUAUCAUUCGAAUGAUACUUGUGAUGAUUCUUGGGAGUAUCAAGAGCAAGCAUCCAACGGACUUCAAGAAACAAACACCAUUGAAGAUACAAAUAUUAUAGAAAAACAUUUAAGGUGUACCAUUGGAAAGUGCAAAGCUAGGUUUGGCACAGAAGACAAUUUGAUGUAUCAUAUAAAAUGCCAUUUAGACGAAAAAUUUAAAUGCAUAGAAUUCGAAUGCCAGUUUACCGAUUCAAAGUGGUUAUCUAUGAUGACACAUUUGUGGAAAACUCAUGGUAUAGACGUAGAAAUGUUCGGUUGCAGCCAAUGUGGAUUCAAAACGAAUAGUCUGUACAAAUUGAACACAUUUCAUAAAAACAUCCACAAACAAGAGAAACCGUUUCUGUGUCCGGUGUGUAAGAAAGGAUUUAAAUCGAUCAAACAGCUCAGGAACCACAAGGCGAUCCACGUGAAAAACGGGAGGUCGUCGCCAAAGGCUGAGCUGGUGUGCCAGCACUGUUGCCGCAACUUCAGCACCAAGCACUUAUUGUUCCAGCACAUUUCCAGCGUGCACAUCGGGGUGCGGCCGUACACUUGCGACAUCUGCGGGUACGCGACCGCCGUGGCCAGCUCGCUGAAGCUCCACCAGCGGUUGCACACCGGCGAGAAACCGUUCGCGUGCGACGAGUGCGGCUUCCGGACCGCUGACCACAACACCCUGCGCAAGCACAAGAUGCGGCACACCGGCCGCAAGAAUUACACGUGCCCGUUGUGCGACUACUCGUGUAUACAGGCCUGUUCCUACAAGAAUCACCUCAAGUCCAAACACCCGGGAAUGGACGACGGUUUCGUAUAUAGCUGUAACAUGUGCAAUUUCAAGACCAUUCGUAAAGAUAUAUACAUGCUACACAUUGUCAAACACAAGGAAGAAACUAUACAUAUUAAUGACACAUGUGACCCAAUCAUCGACUUGGACGAGAUGCUCAAUGAAAAAGAAAAAAUACAGGCCGAAAUUGUUGAACAACCGUAUUACCUCUUCAACACUAUCAGAGUUAAGCCAAUAAACACUAUAAACAACGAGACUGUAGAGAACACUAUCUAAAGCUGGUUUCAAUAACAAUGAUAUUUUGUUGGCAGACAAAUUGUGCAGAGGAUUUGUCUCAACAUUUUACCACCAGAGUGGUUCAAAACUAUUGUCGUUACUCGUUAGAGCAACCAAUCAAUUGUUAGAAAAAUUGACUGACUUUCUAAUAAUUGUUUGAUUUUAUCACUAUUUUAUUGAAAAUAAAUACAUUUUAAUUUUAAAAUCCAA
Molecule: messenger RNA, 2331 nt
Organism: Acyrthosiphon pisum (pea aphid)
Lineage: Eukaryota; Metazoa; Arthropoda; Insecta; Hemiptera; Aphididae
Product: gastrula zinc finger protein xFG20-1
Exons: 10
Coding region: 307-2121 (604 amino acids)
Source: RefSeq, a predicted model, not a curated record